ACUAAUUUGUUUUGAUCCUUUGAUUAAUAGAUGCAAAUCUUUGUUAAAACCCUCACUGGCAAGACCAUCACCCUUGAGGUGGAGAGUUCGGACACCAUUGACAAUGUGAAGGCAAAGAUCCAAGACAAGGAAGGAAUACCCCCAGACCAGCAGAGGCUUAUCUUUGCUGGCAAGCAACUCGAAGAUGGUCGAACAAUGGCCGACUACAACAUCCAGAAAGAGUCCACACUCCACCUGGUGCUUCGACUUCGAGGUGGUAUGCAAAUCUUUGUCAAGCCUCUCACUGGAAAGACGAUUACCUUGGAGGUUGAAAGCUCCGACACUAUUGAUAAUGUCAAGGCUAAGAUCCAAGAUAAAGAAGGAAUCCCUCAAGAUCAACAGAGGUUUAUCUUUGCUGGAAAGCAGCUUGAAGAUGGUCGGACACUGGCUGACUAUAACAUCCAGAAGGAGUCCACCCUCCACCUAGUGCUUCGUCUUCGUGGUGGCAUGCAAAUCUUUGUCAAGACUCUUACUGGAAAGACAAUUACCUUGGAGGUUGAGAGUUCAGAUACCAUUGAUAAUGUGAAAGCCAAAAUUCAGGACAAAGAAGGAAUUCCACCAGACCAACAAAGAUUGAUUUUUGCAGGAAAACAGCUUGAAGAUGGAAGAACUCUUGCCGAUUAUAAUAUCCAAAAGGAGUCUACUCUCCAUUUGGUUCUCCGCCUUCGUGGAGGUAUGCAGAUCUUUGUGAAGACUCUUACUGGAAAGACCAUCACUUUGGAAGUUGAAAGUUCAGACACAAUUGACAAUGUGAAGGCAAAGAUCCAAGACAAGGAGGGUAUUCCCCCAGACCAGCAAAGACUCAUCUUUGCCGGCAAGCAACUUGAAGAUGGAAGGACAUUGGCAGACUAUAAUAUCCAAAAGGAGUCAACACUUCACUUGGUGUUGCGCUUGCGUGGUGGGAUGCAGAUCUUUGUGAAGACCUUAACUGGGAAGACAAUAACAUUGGAGGUUGAAAGUUCAGACACCAUUGACAAUGUUAAGGCAAAGAUUCAAGACAAGGAAGGAAUCCCACCAGACCAGCAGAGGUUGAUUUUUUCUGGGAAGCAGCUGGAGGAUGGGGGAACCCUUGCAGAUUACAACAUACAGAAAGAGUCUACUCUGCAUCUUGUCCUUCGCCUCCGCGGUGGUUUCUAAGUAAGGGUGGUCUGUGUUUGUAGGUGACCUCUUUUUGGCUAUAAAUGAUGUCUAAGCUUGUUUGAAUUAUAGCUAU
Molecule: messenger RNA, 1252 nt
Organism: Hibiscus syriacus
Lineage: Eukaryota; Viridiplantae; Streptophyta; Magnoliopsida; Malvales; Malvaceae
Product: polyubiquitin-like
Exons: 1
Coding region: 31-1176 (381 amino acids)
Biological process (GO): protein ubiquitination; modification-dependent protein catabolic process
Cellular component (GO): nucleus; cytoplasm
Molecular function (GO): protein tag activity; ubiquitin protein ligase binding
Source: RefSeq, a predicted model, not a curated record